UUUAUUCGUUUCACUGUGGCAACAACGCCAUAAUGUUGGCAAUACUUUUAUUCCUGUCUAUAACAGCGUGUUUAGCUGGACCUUCAGAUAUAGUUCGGCCGUGCAAGUUUUCAAACACCCAAUGUUUGCGAGAAAUUUUCCGAUUGAACUCAGGAUGUAAUCCUAAUGUCCAAGGUUCAAUUCCCACCAAGUACACCAUACCAACGUUCGUGUUUCAUACCCCGUACUUCAAUUCAACAUAUAUAGAUAGGAACUUGAAAAUUGGAAAUAACAAUAAAUGCCAAAUCUCGGAAUUCUUCUAUAACACCAAAACGGACGUUCUGGUUAUCGCAAUAGACUGCCCAUUCCUUGCAUUCGAGUCGACCAGGAUACUCCUACAGCACCAUUCCUUGGCUGAAGACACCAGUUUUGAAUAUUAUUAUAAGGGGACCUAUCCUUUGGUUCGUCUAACGAUGAACAUACCCAAUGCAAUCAACAUGAACGUCUGCACAGCGUACACAUUUGCAGAUGUGACAGCGCUUCCGAUCUUUCAAAUCAAUCCGAAUGAUAAAAAAACGGCGAAUUUCCUGUCAAGAGAUCUGACACUGUUGAAUAUCUUCGAACGGGAGACGUUUUACGGCAGAGCAAGACAACUCAUGUUGAAAUAUAUAAAUUCUUAUAUCUGUGAUUUUGGUUGCAAAUAAUUACCAAAAUAAUAUUUAAAAGUUUAAUUCGUCUAAAUUGUAACAGGAUGUUUAGUAUGUAUUGUUUUUGGCGUAAAUAUAUUAUCU
Pieris brassicae (large cabbage white) is the source of this 770-nucleotide messenger RNA. It is a transcript of the gene P25, whose product is annotated as fibrohexamerin-like. NCBI's taxonomy places the organism in Eukaryota, Metazoa, Arthropoda, Insecta, Lepidoptera, Pieridae. The transcript has 5 exons. Gene Ontology annotation, molecular function: structural molecule activity. The coding region runs from base 33 to 683 and encodes 216 amino acids. Gene Ontology annotation, cellular component: extracellular region. The record is from RefSeq and is a predicted model, not a curated record.